AUGACUGGCCGCGGCAAGGGAGGCAAGGGACUUGGAAAGGGAGGAGCCAAGCGUAUCCGUAAGGUUCUGGGUGACAACAUCCAGGUCAUCACCAAGCCCGCUAUCCGUCGGUUGGCUCAUCUACGAGGUCUCAUCUACGAGGAGACUCGUGGGGUGCUAAAGGUGUUCAUCGAGAACGUCAUCAAGGAUGCCGUCACCUACACCGAGCACGCCAAGCGCAAGACCGUCACUACCAUGGAUGUCGUCUACAUCCUAAAGGGUCAGGGACAUGCCCUCUACGGAUUUGGCGGUUAA
Portunus trituberculatus (swimming crab) is the source of this 294-nucleotide messenger RNA. Its product is annotated as histone H4-like. The record is from RefSeq and is a predicted model, not a curated record. Gene Ontology annotation, molecular function: structural constituent of chromatin; DNA binding; protein heterodimerization activity. Gene Ontology annotation, biological process: nucleosome assembly. NCBI's taxonomy places the organism in Eukaryota, Metazoa, Arthropoda, Malacostraca, Decapoda, Portunidae. The transcript has a single exon. The coding region runs from base 1 to 294 and encodes 97 amino acids.